AAUUCAUCUAAUCAAGAUGCCCAAACUCAAAGUCAAAGAUCUAUUGCUCAACAAGUGAGAAGAGAAUGUGAGAGAAUUGAUAGAGCUACUAAUCAAAGAGAAACUGCUCUAUCUAACCAAGACACGCAAACUCAAAGUCAAAGAUCCAUUAUUCAACAAGUGAGAAGAGAAGGUGAAAGAAUAGAGAGUGCCACUAAUCGAAGAGUAAUUGCUCAACAGCAAUGA
Racocetra persica is the source of this 225-nucleotide messenger RNA. NCBI's taxonomy places the organism in Eukaryota, Fungi, Glomeromycota, Glomeromycetes, Diversisporales, Gigasporaceae. The record is from the annotation of a GenBank genome assembly.